AUGGAAUGCGACUGUGAGGAAGUGACAUCAUGCGAGGGUAUCCCGCAUCCGGUGGUUCAAAAAGAACGCGCCAAACCUGUUCAGAAGAUAUCAAACGUAAUCGACAGGAAAAUCGAGCCGUUAUUUUCUUUACCAGCGGAAUUAAUGAAAUGUAUUCUGUGCGAGAGGAAACACGAGAAACGAAGAAAACGAAACCUUAGAGAGACAUAUACAGAGAAGCGAUUAAAAGUAGAAGACUUUCGCAGAUUCAUGGUCGGCUUAAUCGCGAAGACCGAGUUACCGGGUGUAAAUAUAGAUCUGAAUAAUGACAAAGACGUGAACCGAUAUUACAAUUAUAUUUGCAACGGGGUCGAUACCGUUCACGCGGUAAAAAUUCAAGAUGACAUUUUGCGGAUGAUACUGAGCUUAGUCCCGUCCCAUUUGAGAGGACGAUUUGAGUACCUCACCGAAGGCUUGCUGUUCGAGAUCAAAGCUAUCUUCACGGAAAAUAUUAAAAAAGCGAUAUUGGAGUACGCGCUUCGAGAUCCCAUGGAAGAUUAUCUUUCCCAGGAAAAGACCACUCAAAACUUACUUAAGAUAAAGCGUAGUUUACCCGGUUUAUCAGCCGCUGUUCAAGGGAACCGUGAAACUUUACGUCAAAUUUUGUAUCUUAUAAACCCUUGCAUGAGGAUGAGCUUGGAACAUUGGGUUGGCAAUUUUCGUGAUUUUCGGCUGUUCGAUCUGAAGCAAAUCGCGGAACACGAGAGGUCCUGGGACUUGUUGGAAUUUGAGAAAACGAUCCACAAGCACAUUGUGAAAGCGCGGAAAGUCUUGAGGGAUUCUUGGUACAGCGGUAUACAGGACAUAUUCCUGGUGAAUAAUAGGAAGCAAUUAGUCCCGAGUCCACUGCAGCGCACACGAUUCAAGGGUUUCUACGACUGCAUUGCCAAAAUAAUGGAGUCCCAGCUUCUGGCUAUGUGUAAAUGGACCCUGAGAGAUUUCAUGGAUUUGAUCAUCCGCGGCCAGCCGAUCGAUUGCGAAUUUAACGUGGACAUAGUCGUCAGCUCGAAUCAGCUCACUUUUUCGCCGUCCUUUGAAGAAUUUAAAGAGGUCCUUUGCGGUCUCCUGGACGAGAUAUGCCAGGCCAUUAGGCGUUUUCAUAAAUUACAGACUCAGCUUUACUUGGACUGGUCUGGCCCGGAGGAGAUUUUGAAACCUCAGAUAGACGAAUCUAUAGUGGAGAAACUGAAGCGGGAAAUUAUCGACCUGAUCGAUCGAGAAAGGAUUAUCCCUGAGCAGAUAUUAAUGGAUCUGCAAAUGUACGAGCAUUUGUACAACGACGAGGAGUACAAAAUGAUAGAACGGUAUGUAAAGGACGAGAAUAAAAAGUUGGACGAUUAUAACGAAGCGAUGAGAUGUUACGAGGAACAAGUGUUGAACUUGCCUGUUCAAAUCGAGAGGACAGCGUUCACAGGAUUGUUCAAGGUGUCUCGAAAAAUAUUCGUUGAGGCGAUCGUCGCCAAUGUUCGUCGUAUAAAAUCUCUGCUCACUGAUACGCUCGUGGACAGAUAUCAGGACACAGCCAAAAAAGCUGCAGAAGAGUAUCAGGCUAUAUCUGAUCGUGCGCUGAGCGCACCUGCCAACACGGCCGAGCUGAUGGACCUUAAAAGCUUCAUGAAAACGGUCAUAGACGUCUCUUUGAAGAAUCUCGAGCAGGAUCUUUGCGAAAUAAUCGUGCAUAUCCUUCUCUUAUCUGAUUAUCGUUGUCUCACGGAUGUCGAAAUAAGCACAAAUAACAUAGCGUUCCAAUGGUACCACAAGGUCCCUCAAAUAUUGGAGGAAAACGAAGUGAUCGUUGCGAAUAAGACUAUAGAGUUUCAGCAGGCGUUAAAAGUCAGAUAUGUCAGGUUCGAGGAAGAGUUAGAAUCUUACGCUAAGCAAGUGGAUGAGAUACAAUAUUGGGGUGACAUCGAGGAUGUUCACAAGUAUCAGAAAAGGACGCAGAAUUUGGAGAACCGUUUGAUUGCCGCCAUGGAGAAGAUUGAUAAGUUCAACGAAGAGGAAACGUCGUUUGGCUGGGACAUCACACAGUAUCCUCGUCGCAAGCAGAUCGCAGAUCACCUGAAACCCUAUAAGCAACUCUUCGACGCGAUCUGCGACUUUCUGACCAAACACGACUUGUGGAUAAACACGAUGAUCGGCAGUUAUAAUCCGGAGGAUAUUGAUAAUGACGUGGGAUACGCGUACAGAACGAUCUACAAGCUGGAGAAAGCCUUCCAAGAGCCGGAUUUGAAAGAGCUGGCAGGGAACGUGAGGGAGAAAAUCGAAGAGUUCAGGGAGCGCAUGCCGAUCGUUUUUACUCUGGGUAAUCCGGGAUUAAAGGCUCGUCACUGGGAUGAAAUUUCGGCGAUCAUAGGAGUCCCUAUAAAGGUCGACGCUGAUUUAACAUUGGCCAGGAUCCUGGAUAUGGGACUGGACCUGUUCGUGGAGAAGUUCGAGAGCAUCUCGGACAGCGCUUCGAAAGAGAGCACCCUGGAGAGGGCUAUGGACAAGAUGCAGAAGGAUUGGACUGAUUUAGCCUUCACUGUGAACCCUUUCAAGGACACUGGUACCUUUGUGAUCGCCGGUGUCGAUGAUAUACAGCUUCUUUUGGACGACCAUAUCAUCAAAACGGUCACCAUUAAGAAUUCUCCGAACAUAAAGCCGUUCGAAGCGAGGAUACUGAGAUGGGAGUACAAGAUGCAUCUGCUGCAAGACAUACUGGACCAAUGGCUGCGCGUUCAGGCGGUCUGGAUGUACCUGGAGCCGAUUUUCACGUCGCCUGAUAUCCAGCAGCAAAUGCCAGACGAGGGUAGAAAGUUCUCCGCUGUGGACAAGACUUGGCGGGAUAUCAUGAAGACCGUCGAGACUGAUCCUCGUGUUCUCGCUGUUAUCGAGAUCGAUAAAAUGUUGGAGAGGUUGAAGAAGAGUUACGGAUUGUUGGAGGACAUUCAGAAGGGUCUGAACGAUUACCUGGAGAAGAAGCGUCUCUUCUUCCCGAGAUUCUUCUUUUUGUCCAACGACGAGCUGCUGGAAAUUCUGUCUGAAACUAAAGAUCCAACUCGCGUUCAACCGCAUCUGAAGAAGUGUUUCGAGGGAAUAAGUACUUUGAAGUUCAACGAGGACCUAGAGGUGCUCGCGAUGAGAUCAACGGAGGGCGAAGAGGUUCCAUUGGUGGAUGUAAUAUCGACAGCAUCUGCCAGAGGACAAGUGGAGAAAUGGCUAGUUGAACUAGAGACGAUUAUGCGAAGAAGUGUGAAGCACGAGGUGAAGCACGCGAUAGACGCGUAUCCUAUGAAACAGAGGAAAAUCUGGGUGUUAGAGUGGCCUGGCCAAACGAUUCUUUGCGUUGGAAAGAUGUACUGGACUCUACGUAUAGAGGAGUCAAUGUUGUUCGGUGAGGAAGGUCUGUGGAGAUACUUCGAUCAGUGUACGACGGAGUUGAACGAGAUCAUAUUGCUCAUCAGAGGGAAAUUAUCGAAACAGAAUCGUAUCACGUUGGAAGCUCUGGUUACCUUGGACGUUCACGGAAAAGACGUACUGUCAAAGAUUUGCAAGGACAAAGUGAUCAAGAAUACUGACUUCAGAUGGCUGUGCCAUUUGCGUUACUACUGGCUGGAGGAGAACAUGUGGGCGUACAUGAUCAACUCUUACCAACGAUACGGUUACGAGUACCUUGGUAAUUCAUCAAGAUUGGUCAUCACACCUCUGACAGAUCGAUGCUACAGAACUCUAUUCGGUGCUCUGAGCCUUCAUUUAGGCGGUGCGCCAGAGGGACCAGCUGGAACUGGCAAAACUGAGACCACGAAGGAUCUGGCUAAAGCAGUAGCCAAACAGUGCGUCGUGUUCAACUGCUCUGAAGGCUUAGAUUACAUCGCCUUAGGGAAAUUCUUCAAAGGAUUAGCAUCCUGUGGCGCAUGGUCCUGCUUCGACGAGUUCAAUCGUAUCGAUUUGGAAGUGUUGUCAGUGGUUGCACAACAGAUCCUGACAAUUCAACGAGGGAUCAACAGCGGCGCAGAGAAAAUGGUGUUCGAGGGAACGGAGAUUUUCCUAGACCCGAGUUGCGCUAUUUUCAUCACUAUGAAUCCUGGCUACGCCGGUAGAUCCGAGUUACCGGACAAUCUAAAGGCAUUGUUCCGUCCAGUAGCCAUGAUGGUCCCGGAUUACGCUUUGAUCGCGGAGAAUACUUUGUAUUCCUACGGCUUCUACAACGGCAGACCUCUCGCAGUGAAGAUAGUCACUGCUUACAGACUCUGUUCCGAACAAUUGAGCAGCCAGCAUCACUAUGAUUACGGUAUGAGGGCCGUCAAGUCUGUCCUCAUCGCGGCUGGUAACUUGAAGCUCAGGUAUCCCGAAGAAUCUGAAGAUAUUCUAAUGCUGAGGAGUAUAUUAGACGUGAACCUGCCGAAGUUUCUCGUUCACGAUUUACCACUUUUCGAGGGAAUUGCUUCAGACUUGUUCCCCGGUGUCGUUCUUCCUACGCCAGAUUAUACUCAUUUGAACGCUUGCAUAGGGGAAGCUUGCGUCGCAGCUAAUAUUCAAUGUACAAAUUUCUUCUUGGAGAAGAUACAACAGAUCUAUGAAAUGAUGAUCGUCAGGCACGGGUUCAUGAUCGUUGGACUACCUUUCGGUGGUAAAACAUCCGCGUACAGGAUGCUGGCCGAUUGUCUGGCGCUGUUGGAGGAGAGGAAUUUGAUGGAAGAGCACAGAGUCGAGAUAACUGUUAUCAAUCCAAAGGCGAUCACCAUGGGUCAAUUGUACGGUCAAUUCGAUCCUGCUUCGCACGAAUGGAGCGAUGGUGUGUUAGCUGUGAGCUAUAGGUCGUUUGCGUCUUCUACUAAUUUGAACAGGAAAUGGCUGGUGUUCGAUGGGCCAGUUGAUGCAAUUUGGAUCGAGAACAUGAACACUGUGUUGGAUGAUAAUAAGAAGCUGUGCUUGACCUCUGGGGAAAUUAUUCAGCUGGCUCCUACCACGAAUUUGAUAUUCGAGCCUAUGGACUUGGAGGUUGCUUCACCAGCCACAGUGUCCAGAUGCGGCAUGAUUUACAUGGAACCAGUCAGUUUGGGCUGGACGCCACUUUUGAUCUCCUGGUUGAAUACCUUGCCAUCCACUUUUUCCGAACACCUUAAGAACCAUUUAAACGACAUGUACAUGAGGUUUUGUCCUCCUCUUUUGGAACUGCUUCGAUGGAAGGUCAAGGAAUUGAUGACCAUGCCCGAUGCCAAUCUACUUAGAUCCAUAACGUAUCUGUUCGACUGUUUCCUGGACGACUUCCACGACGAAAAGUACCUUCAAACCUUGUCAGACCUUGACAUGAGGGCACAAGUGGAGGGUUGCUUCUUCUUCUCUUGUAUUUGGGCGAUGGGCGGCACAUUAACAGUAGAUUCCCGCGAACCGUUUAGCGAUCUGUUCAGAGCAUUAACCGAGAGAGAAUUCCCCGAAGAUAUCAGAGAACGUUUCGACGUUUCACCGGAAACCACGGAUCCACCGAAGCCGUACGUGGUGAACUUGCCAUUAACAGGCCUAGUAUUCGACUAUAAAUACAUCAAAGAGGGUAGAGGCAAAUGGAGGCCUUGGAUGGAUGAUUUACAAGACGUUCCUCCAAUUCCCAAAGACGUGCCAGUCAAUCAGAUAAUCGUUCCAACCAUUGAAACUGUUCGCUAUUUUCACCUGUUCAAACUAUUAAUCUGUCACCAAAAACCUGUCCUAUUGGUCGGUCCAACUGGUACCGGGAAAUCCGUGUAUAUCAUGGAAUUUUUGUUGAAGAAAAUCGAUCCAGAUAUCUUCAAGCCGCUCUUCGUGAUAUUCUCCGCUCAGACAACCGCGAAUCAGACUCAAGAGAUCAUCAUGAGCAAGUUGGACAGACGUAGGAAGGGAUUGUACGGUGCUCCGCCUGGGAAACAUUGGGUGGUCUUCGUGGAUGACAUUUCUAUGCCUCAGAAAGAGGAGUACGGCGCACAGCCACCUAUAGAAUUGCUCAGGCAGUGGUUGGAUCAUUGGACUUGGUACGAUGUCAAGGAAGUGGCGCCUAUAGAGUUGGUGGAUGUUCAGCUGGUCUGCGCUAUGGGUCCACCGUCAAGCGGAUUGGACGUUACGCCACGUUUCAAGAGACACUUCUUCACUUUGGGCAUUUCUGAGUUCUCUGACGAAGUGCUCACCACGAUCUUCACUGCGAUCGUCACUUGGCACUUUAGGGUCAAGGAGUUUUCGGAUAUUUUUAUGUUCAGCACCGAGUACAUAGUAAACGGCACGCUGAGCGUUUACAAGGAGAUCAGGAAACACCUUCUGCCCACACCAGCCAAGUGUCACUACUUAUUCAACUUAAGAGAUUUUUCGAGAGUGAUACAGGGCGUGUUGCUGUCUGCUCCUGAGACUGUUUCUGAUCCUGUGGGUUUGAAACGUCUAUGGGUGCAUGAGGUGCUACGAGUCUAUGGGGACCGGCUGGUGGACGACGUAGACAUUAGGUGGCUCGUCGAACAGAUAAGGAGAACAAUGUCGGCACACAUGGACGAUCAUCUGGAUACAUUGUUUCAAGAGUUACUCAUAGGAGCGGAGAACAAUCAGGUGACCGAAAUGGAACUUCGAAAUCUGGUUUACUGCGACUUCCAAGACCCACUGGCGGAUAAGAAGCUGUACAUGGAAGUGUCGGAUUUGGAUUACCUCGCGAUCAUUGUCGAAGAAUAUCUCGCGGAGUACAAUUCCAUUUCGAGAACACCGAUGAACCUCGUGCUUUUCAGAUUCGCAGUGGAACAUCUAUCCAAAAUCUGUCGAGUGAUGAUGCAGCCUCGAAGUCACGCGUUAUUAAUCGGAGUGGGUGGUUCAGGUCGUCAAUCGUUGACAAAACUAGCCUCACACAUAGCCGACUACGAAUUAUUCCAAGUAGAAAUGUCCCAACAAUACGGUCUUCACGAGUGGCACGAGGACUUGAAGGGUAUCUUAAAAAAGAGCGCCGCCAGUGACCUGCACACUGUUUUCUUGUUCAUGGACACUCAGGUCAAGGAGGAAACGUUCCUCGAGGACAUCAGUAACUUAUUAAACUCCGGUGAAGUACCUAAUAUAUUCCCUGCAGACGAAUUGACAGACAUCUGCGAGAAGAUGCGUGCGAUCGAUCGUCAAAGAGACAGAUCCAUGCAGACGGAUGGAAGUCCAGUAGCCUUGUUCAACUUCUUCGUGCAAACUGUCCGCGAACACUUGCACGUGGUGGUGACUAUGUCGCCGAUAGGUGACAAUUUUCGCGUGAGAAUUCGAAAAUUCCCAGCUCUGGUGAAUUGUUGCACCAUAGACUGGUUGCAACCGUGGCCUGAGGACGCUCUGUUAGCAGUGGCGACCAAAUUCCUCGGUGAGAUCGAUCUGACACACGACGAAAGGGCAGCUUGCAUUGAAAUGUGUCAGUUCUUCCAUACGUCUACGCAGGAAUUGUCACAUGAGUUCCUGAAGAAAGCUCGGAGGUACAAUUACGUGACUCCUACCUCGUACCUACAGCUAAUCAGCACGUUCAAGGAUUUGCUGGCGAAAAAGAGGCAGGAGGCGAUCGACGGUAAACGAAGGUACGAGGCUGGCUUGGAAAAGUUGGACAGUACUCACAAGCAAGUGGAGAAGAUGCAAGAGAUUUUAGUGGCGUUGCAACCGAAACUCCUCGUCGCUGCUAAGGACGUGGAGGCUAUGUUCCUUGAUGUUCAAAGGGAGAGCGAGGAGGCGGCCGCCAUGGAGCAAAUCGUGAAGAGGGAUGAGGAAGCUGCUAUGGUUGUGGCGCACGAGGCUGAUACCAUUCGUGCGGAAUGUGACGCUGAUCUGCAGGAAGUGAUGCCAAUAUUGAACGCGGCGAACGCUGCCCUGAACACUCUCACUCCGCAGGAUAUUCAGAUUGUGAGGUCCAUGAAGAGACCGCCAGCUGGUGUUCGGUUGGUGAUGGAAGCAGUUUGCAUUCUAAAGGACGUCAAGCCGGAAAAAGUAAAAACACCCGAGGGCACAGUGGACGAUUACUGGAAGGCGUCUCUCCGCAUGUUGAGCGACAUGAAGUUCCUGGAGUCGUUGUUAACCUUCGACAAAGACAACAUUCCUGAACGAAUCAUGAAUAAAAUUCGCAGUACCAUUCUAACCAACCCGAACUUCGACCCGGAAAGGAUCAGAAACGUCUCAACUGCUUGCGAGGGUCUCUGCAGAUGGGUGUUCGCCUUAUCUGAAUACGACAAAGUGGCAAAAAUCGUGGCGCCAAAGAAACAAGCGCUCGCUCUAGCCGAGGCGGACUAUGACAACGCGAUGACGCAAUUGAACCUGAAGAGAAGUCAGUUGCAGGAGGUGCAGAAUAGGCUGGCGAAGCUGGAGGAGCUGUUGAAUCAACGGAAGGCGGAGUACAAGGCGAUGACGGAUGAAGUGAACGAGUGCGAGGCGAAAUUAAGGAGAGCCAAGGAGCUGAUUGGUGGCCUGGGGGGAGAGUACACCAGAUGGUCUGAAACCGCAAAGGCACUGGGCGAGCGUUAUUACACUCUGACAGGAGACAUCCUCAUCGGUUCUGGGGUGGUAGCUUAUCUUGGUGUGUUCACCACUCAGUACAGGCAAGAGCAAAUUGACAAUUGGGUGCAUAUCUGUAUGGAUCUGCGUGUGGUCUGCACGAAGGAUUAUCAGCUAACUCAGAUCCUGGGUGAUCCUGUGUUGAUUCGGUCUUGGAACAUCUUCGGGCUGCCUAGCGAUUUGUUCUCCAUAGACAAUGGGAUAAUCGUGAUGAAUUCACGACGAUGGCCUCUGAUGAUCGAUCCCCAGGGACAGGCAAACAAGUGGGUGAAGAACAUGGAGAAGGAGAAUAACGUUAAUGUGAUCAGGCUGGUUCAGAGUGAUUACAUGAGAGUAUUGGAGAAUGCUAUUCAGUUUGGACAGCCUGUAUUGCUGGAGAACGUCGGCGAGGAAUUGGAUGCCGCUUUGGAACCUCUUCUGAUGAAACAGACUUUCAAAUCUGGAGGUACAGAGUGUAUUAAGGUUGGAGAUUCCAUCAUCGAGUACUCUUCGAAUUUUAGGUUCUAUAUUACAACGAAACUACGCAAUCCUCAUUAUCUACCAGAAGUAGCUGUUAAGGUGACACUGUUGAAUUUCAUGAUCACACCGAUUGGUCUGGAAGAUCAGCUUCUUGGUAUAGUGGUGGCUAAGGAGAGACCAGACUUGGAGGCUGAGAAGAAUCAGCUGAUCGUCCAAGGCGCGGCCAAUAAAAAGAAGCUGAAAGAAAUUGAAGAUGAAAUUCUGGAGGUAUUAUCGACCUCAGAAGGAAAUAUUCUCGAAGAUGAAACUGCCAUUAGUGUGCUCAGUUCGUCGAAGAAUCUGUCUGAUGAGAUUCUUAAGAAACAAACUGCAGCUGAGAUUACCGAGAAGUCCAUCGAUGCUGCUAGAUUAGAAUACACGCCUAUAGCCGUUUACAGCGCUGUUCUUUUCUUCACAACUGCUGUACUGGCGAACAUCGAUCCAAUGUAUCAGUACUCGUUGGUUUGGUUCGUGAAUCUCUUCAAGAACACGAUCGACAACACAGAGCCAGUCGAAGACAUUCAGCAACGACUGAAGGAUCUCACGAAACACUUCACGUACUCCCUCUACGUGAACAUAUGUCGUUCGCUGUUCGAGAAGGACAAGCUUUUAUUCUCAGUGUUGCUUUCGGUGAACCUGCUGAAUAAGCAGGGACAACUCUCGAUUCCCCAAUGGAUGUUUCUGUUGACCGGCGGCGUAGGCCUUGACAAUCCUUUCGUCAAUCCCACCGAAUGGCUGCCCUCGAAAUCUUGGGACGAAUUGUGUCGUCUGGACAACGUUCCUGGCUUGGAGGGAUUCAAAGACUCGUUCACGAAAAACCUGAACGCUUGGAAGUUCGUCUUUGAUCACAUGGAGCCUCACAUUUUAACGUUCCCUGCGCCUUACAGCGAGCUCACCCCUUUCGAGAGAAUGCUCGUGCUGCGAUGUAUUCGUCCUGACAAAGUCGUGCCAGCCGCCCAGCAAUUUGUGGAAGAACAACUGGGACGCCUGUACAUCGAGCCGCCGCCCUUCGACCUGGUAUCGUCGUUCGCGGACUCGUAUUCCUGCAUUCCCCUCAUAUUCGUACUGACUCCUGGCGCCGAUCCCAUGGCGAUUCUACUGAAAUUCGCCGACGACCAAGGUUUCGGCACAAACCGGCUCUUCUCCCUGUCUUUGGGUCAAGGACAGGGAGUUAUCGCCGCGCAGCUUAUCGACGAUGGCGUGAAAAAUGGCACCUGGGUGGUCCUGCAGAAUUGUCAUCUUGCCAAGAGCUUUAUGCCACUCUUGGAGAAGAUUUGCGAAAGUUUCACACCUGGCACGGUACAUCCUGAUUUUCGAUUAUGGCUAACCAGUUAUCCUGUCGAUCAUUUUCCUGUCAGCGUGCUUCAGAAUGGUGUCAAAAUGACGAACGAACCACCGAAAGGGUUGAGAGCGAAUAUUGUUAGAUCGUUUUUACAGGAUCCAAUAUGCGACGAGGACUUUUUCGAAACGUCCAAGCAAAAAGAGACGUUUAAGAAGCUACUGUUUUCGUUGUGUUUCUUUCAUGCGAUUGUUCAAGAACGAAGGAAAUUCGGCCCUAUUGGUUGGAACAAUCAGUACGAGUUCAACGAGACUGAUUUACGUAUAAGUGCAUUGCAGUUAAAAAUUUUCUUGGACCAAUACGACGAUGUUCAAUUCACUGCCUUGAAGUAUUUAACGGGCGAGUGCAAUUAUGGCGGCCGCGUGACAGAUGAAUGGGACAGGAGGACUUUGAACACGAUCCUCGAGAGAUUCUAUCGCAUGGAACUGAUCGCGCGGAAGAAAUACUUGUUUGAUCCUAGUGGCAUAUAUUACGUACCGCAAGCAACCAGUCACAACGAAUAUCUCGAGUAUAUCAGAUCUUUUCCGAUGAUCACCGCGCCUAGUGUCUUUGGAAUGAACGAGAACGCGGAUAUCAUUAAGGAUCAGCAGGAGACUGCGUUGAUGUUGUCUUCUAUAUUAUCUACACAGGACACCGGAGAAACGGAAACAGACACAGGGAAAUCACCCGAUGAGGUCGUCUACGGGGUGGCGUCUGAUAUUCUGUCAAAGUUGCCCGGUAACUUCGAUCUGGUGGACGCGCUUGAGAAAUACCCAACGUUAUAUAAUCAAAGCAUGAACACGGUGCUGGUCCAGGAAAUGGGAAGAUUCAACAAGCUUCUGCAAACGAUCAGGAAUAGCCUCAUAAAUGUUCAGAGGGCGAUCAAAGGUCUGGUGAUCAUGAACCCGGACCUCGAGGAGGUCUACGUAUCGAUAAUUACCGGAAAGAUACCGAAGAUGUGGAUGAAGAACUCUUAUCCGUCGUUGAAGCCGUUGGGCAGUUAUGUUCAGGACUUCUUGAAGAGGCUAGCCUUUCUUCAACAAUGGUACGACGAUGGACCACCAACUACCUUCUGGAUAUCCGGUUUCUACUUCACCCAGGCGUUCCUCACCGGCGCGCGUCAAAAUUACGCGAGAAAGUACUCGAUACCCAUAGAUCUGCUCAUCUACGACUUCGUUCCUCUCAGCGAAACCGAUUUCCCCGAGCCACCAGCCGACGGUGUCUACGUUUACGGCCUAUUUCUCGAUGGAGCUAGCUUCAACUUGACUACGAUGAAGCUGGACGAAUCGUUGCCGAAAAUUCUGUACGACAAUGUCCCUUACAUUUGGAUGAUACCGAUGAAAAAGGAACAAGUGCCUGAAAGGAAAACGUACACCUGUCCCGUGUACAAAACCUCCGAGAGAAAAGGCGUUCUUUCGACGACCGGCCACUCGACCAACUUCGUAAUCGCCAUGUGGCUCCCGACGGAACAUCCGCCGGAGCACUGGAUUCUGCGAGGCGUAGCCAUGCUCUGUCAAUUGUCCGAUUAA
Molecule: messenger RNA, 11874 nt
Organism: Habropoda laboriosa
Lineage: Eukaryota; Metazoa; Arthropoda; Insecta; Hymenoptera; Apidae
Gene: Dhc36C
Product: dynein heavy chain 7, axonemal
Exons: 35
Coding region: 1-11874 (3957 amino acids)
Biological process (GO): microtubule-based movement
Cellular component (GO): dynein complex
Molecular function (GO): dynein intermediate chain binding; ATP binding; dynein light intermediate chain binding
Source: RefSeq, a predicted model, not a curated record